AUGUUCGCCCUGGCCACGAAGGAGCUGAAGCUGGCCAUCCAGUCAGAGGCAACCACACAGACUGACGACGGCAUAUUCGUCAGUAGACUAACCCUUGGCAAUAUGUUGGCAAGAGUUUCCUAUGACAUCGAAACCAAAGAAUUUAUUGGCAGUGCCGCAAUCUCGAAGAACUUAGCGAUUGAGAAUGCAUACCACAGUAUACUUAGGUACCUUGAAAACGAGAAACGGAUUGAGAUUGAUGACUACAAUGCUGAACGUGUCUCAGAACUAAAGGCCGACAUGCUUCUCUCUAAAACAUGGCUUAUGCUAUUUGAAGAUAAAGCUAAAAAACUGAAACAAGAUAUCAGUGCAAAGAACACGGCGCUACAACGGUUUUUUCACUCCUUCAAUUCAGUGUGCCUUGAAACGUCCUCCAUGGUCCCCCUCCUCGCAUGCAAGCAGGCAUCGCCAGCGAAAAAAGAGCACGCCAGCAGCCGAUUUGCAGCAGCGGCAACACAGAUCCGUCGUCGGUUUACUCCAAGCUGUCCAUGA
Miscanthus lutarioriparius is the source of this 531-nucleotide messenger RNA. NCBI's taxonomy places the organism in Eukaryota, Viridiplantae, Streptophyta, Magnoliopsida, Poales, Poaceae. The record is from the annotation of a GenBank genome assembly.